This is a messenger RNA of Mauremys reevesii (Reeves's turtle), 10572 nucleotides long. RefSeq names its product A-kinase anchoring protein 11 (gene AKAP11). Lineage: Eukaryota; Metazoa; Chordata; Testudines; Geoemydidae. Gene Ontology annotation, molecular function: protein kinase A binding. Gene Ontology annotation, biological process: intracellular protein localization. The coding region runs from base 177 to 6092 and encodes 1971 amino acids. The transcript is spliced from 13 exons. The record is from RefSeq and is a predicted model, not a curated record. Gene Ontology annotation, cellular component: cytoplasm.
AAGUCGCGCGAGAGCGGUGGAGGGGCGGGGCGAAGCGGAGAGCGCUGCGGCGGCGGGAGCGGGCCCCGCGGCUGUGCGCUGCUGAGGGGGUGUGACAUGGCCGCGGGCGCUGGACGCUGCGGAGUCAGGUCUGUUUGAGCUGACUUUCUUCCAUGACUACUAAGAUCAAUUAAACCAUGGAUACUUAUACCAGAGCCCGAAGCAGUCAAACAAAGCCUAAAGUGUCAGUGAAAAAGGAUUUCACUGAUGGUGUACUACGCUCUGUGAAAUCAUUGCUACAGAGCAGAAAAGAAUUAUGUAACGUGUCCGCUGAAGAAUGUUUAAGGCAAGAGGAACAGGACAAUUUUAUUGAGAUCACAUUUCUAGGUUUUGCUGGAGAGACAGAUGCUGCUCAUAUGCAGGAAUUGGCUGCUGUUUCUGUAGAGCUCCCAGAUGUUCUGAAAUCACUCCAUUUCUGUAGUCUAAAUGAAAAUGAAGUUAUUUUUCUGAAGGAUAUAAAUAAACCCAUGGCAAUCAGCGAUGUCUCUAAACAUCAGAAUCACCUUUCUGGAGUGCUUUGUGUGAUGAGAUUGUCUCCUUCGUUCCCAAGGAUCAAAAUUGAUUCUGUAUUUACCUUACUGAGCAAAUACGCUACUGGUGUAAAAUAUACAAUGGAAGUAUACUCAUUACAGAAACAUGAAACGGAGAUGUCCCAUGCAGAGGAUGAUGACACUAAUCAGUCAGUGUCUUCAAUUGAGGAUGAUUUUGUCACUGCUUUUGAGCAUUUAGAUGAGGAUGAACCGUCAAAGAUACAAAAUGCUGGCACAACCUAUACUACUCAGAAUCACCGGGAUGCUGCUUCACAGACCAUCCCUGCUCAUUGUUUAGAAGCUAUUGACUCAAAGAUCAUUGUGCACGCUGGGCAUCGAAAAUCAUCUGCCAAAUCUUCUGCUUCUCUGAUAAAUAUCUUGGGACUUAAAGAACUGUCCUCAUCUGUAAAGAAUUCAGUCACAACCUGUAUUUCUGAUCCUUGGAUACAGAGGAGUUUUUACAAGCCAUGUAAUUCCUCUGAUCAACGUGUUAAUGUUUUGCAUAAAACAUUGUUUUCUUCCUCUCCUGCUGAAUCAUCUGAGUCAGAUUGCUCCAGCCCUAGCCCUGUUAUCUUCUUAGAUGAAGAAGGGUAUCAAAAGAGCUUGAAGGCAAAACUUCAGCUACCAAAAAUUCCAGUAGUGAAAGAUGGUAUAGAGGACUCAGACUCAGAAGUAAGUGAAUUUUUUGAUAGUUUUGAUCAGUUUGAUGAACUGGAACAGACUCUGGAAAGUACUUGUAAACUUAUAAGGGAUCCCAUCCUUGGUAAUCCACCCCAGAAGAGAAAGAUUGCCCUUGAACAAUUGCAUUCUAAAACUACUACUAUGAAUCCUCAAAAAUUCAAGUUUGAUCGUCCCACUCUUCCAGCCAAUGUAAGGAAACCAACUCCUCGUAAACCAGAAUCGCCCUAUAGCAGCCUCUUUGAUGUUCCAGACUCCCCUCGGCCAGUGAAAACAGGAGAAGACAAUGGAGGUUUAUUCAGCCCUAUAAGAUCAUCAGCUUUCAGUCCACUAGGGAGCUGUGCUUCAACUGAAUGUCUUUGUCGGAUGGAUAUCAAUGGAAAUGGGCUUAAUCAAAAUCAUGAUACACUUUAUAGUGAAUAUUCAGAUUAUGCAAAUAAUGUUUCAUUUGAAAUACUGGGUUCUGUUUUUCCUUCUCAGUCUACAUCACUACAGAAACAUGCUGAAAACAUUUCCAGCCUUAAUAGGAUUGUCUCAAAAGAGGAAAAAGGUCAAAAUGCAGAACUCCAGAGGAAAACUGACAAGGAGCCAGCUAAAAAAGUUAAAUCUAAACACAAAUCACAAAUGAUUAAAGACAGCAUACAAAAAUUUGCAACGGAACUGGUUGAAAAAAGUUUUGGUAGUGCAUUUAAAGACUUACAAAAAGGAGUUUCUUCAUGCACCAAUGCACUGUGUCACUUGGCUGCUAGAUUGACUUCUUCAGUCUUUCAAAUGGCUUUUUAUGAGAUAGGAAGGCGGCGAGCCUUGUCACUGAAGGAACGUGCCAUUAAUGGGCUAGCAAGCUUUUUGGUCAGUGAAGCUAUAACAAGUGCUUUAAAAGAAAUGCGAUACGUAAAGAAACAAAUAUUUACUAACACAGUUGCAAGAUUUGCAGCAGACCUCACCGAGGAACUUAUUUUUGAGGGAAUCAUGGAAGUCUGCCAGUUUUCACAUCCAUCAACACCAACGACUGCACGGGAUUGGGCCUUUGAUUAUGAAGACAAAGUAGUGAGAUCAUAUGCCAAAGAUUUGUCUGAAUCUGUCAUUCAGGAAGCUUUCAUUGAAUUAUCCCAGGUUGAUGUUACCUUCACAACGCAAGCAGCAAUUAGUGUUUCCAUGGACAACAUAAAAUAUGUAAGUGCAGAAAGUACGUUGCAGUCAACACAGACUACCACUGCUUUUCCUAAUUUUCAUGAUAAUGCACUUUUAGCAUUGAAUCCAGUACAAGAAACUGGAAAAGAAUAUACUUUACAACAAGCCUUGUUUUGUACUUCUGGUGUUGUAAGUUCAAUACCAGUGCCCUUAGCUGGAACAGCACUUUGUCAACAUCAGACUUCAUCUGAUGUUUAUAAGGCAAAAGUAUGGACUUGUUCGACAGCAGGUGGCAGUCUGAAAAUAUACAAAGACGCUACACAGCCAUAUUUUACAACAAAAAAGAGAGAAGAGGAAGUGGCUUCUCUUAGAAAUAUUUACCUGACUGCAGAUCACAGUGAAAGUACUGAAAGUAGUGCACAAUGUUUUUUUAACCAGAAUGAUUUUAAACAAACAAACAACAAUCCUGAAGUGAAUAAUAAUUCAGAUUUAACAACUGGGCCAACAAGCGUCAACAGUUUCUCUGGAACAAUGGUAGAUAUGAUAGUAAAUGAGGCGUAUGAAGCAAUAACCUCAUCCGGGGUUACCAAAACAGUGGAGGAAUAUACAGAUUUUGUAACUAGAAAAACACCUCGUUGGCAGUGUGUUGAUAGAGAUAUUCCUAAGAAUACUUUUGCUGAUCACUUGGCCAAGUAUAUUGUAAAACAGUCUGUAGAUGAAACUAAAUCUAUAUUCUCCCACACAAAUGAGACUGUAGAAUGUAAUGGAGGCUUACAGAUGAAGACAGAUAACUGUAAAAAAGACCUGCAUAGUGCAGUAAAGAAACAAGAAUCUGAGAAACACAGAUUUGUUCCUAUAAUUGUGGAACCGCAACAGCUGCCUCUGAAUAACCCACCUAAUUUUCUUGUUACGUCAGUUGACUCUGCUCAGUGUUUACUUUCAGUACCUAAAGAUUGUGUUCAGGAACGUAAAGGAAAUGAAGUACAUAGGUUUUCUUCAAGCACUCCACCUCCUUGUCCUACUGUGACUCUCACUAGGUGUAAUGUGGAAGAGUUUACUGAUUCAGGAAGCAGUUCAAUAAAAUCCCAAAGUAAACUAUUGAAAAAAUAUGAUACGCAAAAAACAACGCUAGCUCCUUCAGCUUUGGGGCAAGAGAGCUGUUUUCUACAUGCAAGUAACCUUUCUUUGGUGAUGUUUGGCUGUGAAGAUUCUUUGCAGAUGGAAGAUAAAUCAAGCAUCAGAGAUGGAAAUGUCUGUGCAGUACCUGAUACACCACCACCAACUCCUUUAGUACCAUCUCAGACUAGUUCUGAACGGAACCUAAGGAAGCUCACCAAGAAACUCAAGGGAGAAUUAGCAAAGGAGUUUGCACCUGCGACACCACCUUCUACACCUUAUAACUCACCUGCUGCUGCCUUGUCGGCAACUGAACAUGACUCCUUGGAAAAGGAAGAGUUUAUGCUGAAACUCAUGCGAUCCCUUUCUGAAGAAGUUGAAAGUAGUGAAGACGAAGAACACUCUGAAUUGCUUGUGGAGAAAACUGAACGUUCAGAGAAAACAGUACAGUAUGCUGAUCAUUUAGCUGGUCAUAUCAUUUCUAUGGCAACUGAAAUAGCUGCUUCCCAUUUAGAUGAUAAAACAAUUAAAAGAGAAGCUGACAGACACUGCCAAUUAAAUGCACAAAACAAAAUAUGUGGGUAUACUGCCUUUAUAAAUAUCCCAGAAGAAACUUUACAUUCAUUGUGGAAUUAUGCAGGUGAUAUGGCUGGAAAGGUUAUCAAUGAGGCUAAGAAGAUGAUAAAAUCAAGGCAUUGCAAACUGCUGAGGUUGAAGCGGGUUAACUGUCAUGUAGAUUGUCUUUCUCUCAGAAAAGAUGAUAGAGACUGUAGGUCAAAAGAGAGGUGGUGUCCGGUAGUAAACCAGUGGUCCAGAGAGGUAGAUUCAUCCGUACUUUCUUUACCUCAGAGUGUAGGAACAACCGGUCUGACUUACCGGUAUCCAAGCUGUGAGAGCGUGACCGAUGAAUAUGCAGAUCACAUCAUUCGAGUUCUGAAAAGGGAAGGUGGCAACAGUGAGUUAAUAAUGGAUCAGUAUGCUAGUAGACUUGCUUAUAGAUCUAUAAAAUCAGGCCUGCAACAAGCUGCCAGGAAAAUCAAGCUGACAUACAACAGAAGAAUAUUUCCUGUACAGAACACACAGGUAAAUGGUAGGCUUGAGCUGUUCAAAAUAUUGAACAAAGAUAUGGAUACAAAAUGGCAAAUGAAAAGUGGUGUUCAUAGGUGUGGAGGCCAAGCCUGUGAAAUAAACAAUUUACACAGAACUGACAGUACAGAGUUAUUACAUUUUUCUGAAUCCCUUGCUCAUCAUAUAACAUGUGAUGUCAGAAGAAAACUGAAAAUGUCAGCAGUUUGCUUGCCAAAAUCCUUAACGGAUUCCUGUCUGUAUAGAAAAUCUAAAUUUGAUGAAGCCACAGGGGACUGCCUUAAAACAACACUUUCUAAAACAGUUCUUCCUUUCUCACAAAAACAUAAACUGUAUCAUAGCACAGGCAGUUUAAAUGAAUAUGGCUAUCGAGAAGGCAUCAUUCAAGCUAUAGAAGAGUAUGCUAGAAAAGUGGUGGAUGACACCUUAGAAAUGAGUUUGGAGUCUGCUGUUCUCCAAGCUGCUGAAAACAGGAAAAAUGAGGAUAGAUUCACUUACACAGAAAAGUUGUCUCCAUUUUCUGAAACAGCCUGCAGAUACUGUAGUAUGAAGGAAUAUCAGUAUUGUACUGGAAGUUCAUCUCCACACCUGCCUGGACAAGAACCCCUCCCUAGAAUCAGGCAGCUCCCCAAUUCAGGGUUGAGUGGUAUCUGUCAAAAAUCAAGAAUUUUUCACCUUGAUAUUCCCAAAAUUCACAUUGACAUGGAACAGAAGACAGUAUUUUCUGAGAAGGUGGUUGGUGCAGCUAUUGAGAAAGCGGAGAGAGAGCUGAGUAACACAAGUCUGACAGCAGAUAGUGGUAUUGGACAUGGUGGAGUCAGCUUUGCUGAAAGCCUUACUACAGAAAUAAUGACUUCAGCUAUGACUAAUAUUGGUCAGGCUGUUAACAUAAGUUCUAUGGGAAGAGAAGGAUUUCACUCAGCUGAAUCUGUAGUUAGCCAGCAGAUGAGUCUCAGUAUUGGUGAUGAUAGCACUGGCAGCUGGUCCAAUCUAAGCUUUGAAGAUGAACAUCCCGAUGAGAGCAGCAGUUUCCUUCACCUCAGUGACAGUCAUGGUAACAGCAGUAGCUGGAGCAGUCUUGGUUUAGAAGGAGAUAUGUAUGAGGAGAAUUUAUCCUUUCCAACAUCAGACAGUGAUGGAACAGAAGAUAAAGAUGAAGACCCCAAGGAUGCUGUAGAAGUGCAGCUAUUUCCAUUUUACCAAGGUGUGGGGCAGGUAGGAAAGGCAUUGCUAAUAGUGAAUGUUGACAUGGAACCACAUAUGGUGGACCCCCAGCUGAGAACAACCCUGCAGUGGCUGGCAGCUUCCGAAACAGAGGUGUCUGAGCUUCGUUUUCAUGACACUGCUACGAAGGAAUUCAUUCUCCUUUCAAAAAGACUGAGAGAGAGAGACUGGAAAGUGGGAGAUCUCUUGCAAGCAGUGCUGAAAUACUGUGAAAUGAUGGAGAAGAUGUCUGAUGGGGAUAGACUUCUGAAUAAACCUUUAUUUGGCUGGCUUCUGGAAAAUGUCUGAAAAAUCCAAAGACCCAAUAUUCUUCCCUUCAUUCCUCCUUUAGAAGGAGACAUGAAGGACAAAGAUGUAUAGCGUUAAAAUUUAACUGAUGAAUGGUCUAUUAACUGUCAGCAUUUUAAGAGACUUUGGGGUGAAAGUAAAUAUAGCUGUUCUGUAAGUAUUUUGUGACACUGUAUACGGUAUGUUUAUCCAGUGCAUAUCUUCAUAAUUGAUAUCAGAGUAUUGUGUCCAUCCACGCAUAUUUGUAUAUACUGCUGUGUUCAGACUAUAGAAUGUGUAUGAAGAAAGAUCUUGUCCAUGGACAAUAGUUGACAGGUGAUAAAACAGAAUAUACAGGGAUUCCCACUGUAUUGGUAUAGUUUAUAAUCGGAGGCAUACUAUAUUAAUAGCAUUAUUAAGUUUGAAUUGCUAAAGAAACAUGUUUCAAUUUUACAUGCAACCAUUUUUAUUGCAAAUUCUAUGUUUUGAAGCAUUUUGAUAUGUUGGUCUGACAUACUAAUGCAUUAGAAAUAGCAAGUACUUGUUGGAGAUUUUCCUCUUGGAAUUUUGCCAUCUUUUGAGAAAAACAGUUCCUUAUCCCUAAUUGUCCACAUAUAAAUGAUUUUUGUGUCACAAACUGAUCUUCUGAAUAAGGAUCACUAUAAAAUAGUAAAUUUUCUUAAAAUAUGAAAAGAGAAAAGUUUUGCAAAUUGGUUGUCAUUUUUCUUCAAUAACUUUUGCAAAAAUUCUUGUUUUAAAGGAAGCCAUUCAAUCAAGUCUUUUAACAAAUGGAACUGUGAGGUUGGUUACUAAUGCUGUAUGCUUGUCCUGUGGUUGAUGGGUUUGUCUGUGUCUUUACAGGUCUAUUGGUUCGUAAGUGCUAAUAGUUCAUCUUGUUUUGUUUUACAGACCCUUAGGGGAUAAAGUGUUCCCUGACGAAUACCAGGAUGCUAUGUAAAACGUGAUGUCACGGCAAGAGAAUAAUGGGGCCUUAUCUAUUUUGGGUGGCUAUAGGAAUUUAAACAUCCAGCUGACUUUAAAGGACUGUAGCUGUUUAAAUCACCAAAUUUAGAACCAGAUCCUGAGAAGUUGAGAACUUACAAUGGAAAUUGCAUAUGCUCAGCAACUCUCACAGUUUCAUCUUUGGUUAUAGAUAAGGGUCCAUGCAUAGGGCUGGUGAGCCCACCAGCACUUUCCUUGCAGUGCCAUUGUGCUUUGAAAAAGUAUGCGAGUGCUCAUCUUUUAGCCAUUACAGUAAUCUGUAAAAAGACCACCUCCCGCCAACAUUGGAAUAUAUAUAAAAAGUUAAUGUAUACAACCUAGACCACUGACACCAGUUUAAAUUUCCAGUUUCUUAUGUCUGCUCAGGAACUGUUACCCGAGUUUAAAUUCAUGUUGCUGUAUCAUCUCAUUAAUUGAAAAAAAACAAUUGGUGCCUCAUGGCAAAAUUAAAAAAAAUCUAUUUAGAGAUAAUUUUGUUUCAUAUGGGCAAUUUGGUCUAGUUGAUUUAAGCAUAGCACAAGGAGACAGUUCUAAUCCUAGUUUUGCUUCUGAUUUGCUGUGUGCCCUUGCCCAAAUUACUUAACUUCUUCGUCUUAAGUCCCCCAAUGUGUAUAAUGCAACUAAUGACAAUUGUUUUUACAGUGCUUUGAAAAUAUGAAGAAUUAAGGUUUGUUGUUUUGUCAUCCUCCCUGAGGUGCCCCCCCCACACACAAAAAAAGAGAUUUUUCAGGGGCUUUUGUUUUCCUGGUAUGUGUACAUGUUCGUGGUUGGUUGAUUGUCUUUUUUGUUUUCUUUUUUUUUAUUUCCCCCAGGACAUUGGCUCUUUCUGCUUAGUCCUCAUUUGAAACCAAGCUCUGUUUGUGACUCUCCUGUUUGCCAGAGCAAUCAAUAGAAUUAUCACAAAUAGAAAAUUGACUUUAAGUGAUAAGCAGCCAGCGCAGGGCCGCCCAGAGGAUUCAGGAGGCCUGGGGUCUUUGGUGGUGGGGGGCCCCCGCCACAGGUCUUCAGGGCACUUCAGCGGUGGCUCCCAGAGUGGAAGAACCCCCCACCGCCGAAUUGCCACCAAAGACCCGGAGCGGAAGAAGCUCCGGUGGCCCAGGCCCCGCGAGAGUUUUCUGGGGCCCCUGGAGCGAGUGAAGGAUCCUGCUCCAGGGCCCCCAGAAACUCUCCUGGGGGCACCUGCAAGGCCUGGGGCAAAUUGCCCCACUUCCCCCCCACUUCCCCCCCCCCCGGGCAGCCCUGAACAAGAGCCAAAUGAAUCUGAAAAACAAUCCCACUGUGCCAAAUUCUGCUCUGAUUUAUGCUUUUUGCAAUCCCAUUAGUAAUCUUUCAAGGGUUGAAGGACAGCACAGAAUAUUGGUCCAGGGUUUCCAAGUCCCCAUUAGUGUCCCAAAUUAAAACAGGGAUGAGAAAUACAAAAAAUAAUGUGAAUACACAACGGUCUGUAAAAAAGAACAAUUUUCCAAAAAUUUCCAUGCAGCAUCAACAGAUUAACAAAUUUGUAGAAUAUGAUGGAUUUCUAAAAAGUCAGUUAACAGAUUAUCACUUUUUUAUGAGGUGGGUUUACUACAAAAGGUAGACAGAUGAGCAGGUUCUUUGACAUUUAUAAAGGUUUAAACAGUAGUUAAGCAGGAAAUAGUUCAUUUACAUUAAAAUAAUAGUAUAACUUUUAAAAAGUGAUUCUUGCUUGGAGAUUUUGGCCCCAAAUAUAUCCAUGUUUUAACUGCAUUGACUUAAAUUCAUUCCUGAUGUACCAUUUGACCCAUUAGCUUUUUCUCUAAGUAACAUAUAGCACAGAUUUCAAAUAUGUGUGUGUAGGUUUUUGAUGGAAAAUACUUAAUGUUUACUUUUAAGUAGAUAAUAUUUUUACAAAUCUUCUUUAAACUUAUGUUAAGGCAUUGUCAUCUGGCUUCAGGACUCUUUUCAAUUGCCAGUUGGAUAUUAAAAAUAGGAGACAAGUUUAUAGAUAAUUUAACUUCCAUACAAUUGUCAUUAAAUAAACAAAACUAUAACAUUUCGUGGGAAUCCUUAUCCUGAACAAAUCUGAUUGACAUAAUCUGCCUGUUAAUGAGGAAAAUUCACUUCUAUUCUAAAGUGAAUCAAAGAUUAUUCCAUAAACUAGUUAAUUUAAACCAUUCCCUUCAGCAUACAAGUGUAAUGAAAUGAAAAUUCACUGUGAAUGAGACAGUGGGCCAAAUGAUGAUCUCUCAAACCAGAGCAAAUCUGAAGUAUCUCCAGGAUUUAGACCAAUUUAAUAGAGCAGAAUUCAUCCCAUUAUGUGUACUGUGUGUAUGUAUUGGCAUACUAAAAUUAGGGAAAUUUGUUUUGGUUAUUCUUUAAUUUUAGAUUGAUAGAAAUAUAUGCAAUAGCUACACUGUUCCAGAAUACCAUUUAGUAACCAAAUUAUAAAUAUAUCUUUUGGUAUUUUGAAAAUUGGUAAUGGUUUGAUAUGUUUUAUAAGAUUCUGUAGUUAAAGCACGUUAAGAAGGGUCACUCUAUAAAAUAACAGUGAAAAUGACAGUGUUAAAACAAAUAUAUUUUCUCUUCAAAUUUGUAAAACAAGAUGCAAACAAAAGCUUUAAUAUUAGGAUUUUUUAAAAGCAUUUCUAACAAGCCCAUAUGGUAAAAUGCCAUUAGAAAGAUCUAGUAUUUCUCUUUCAAAAUGAGAAUACAAAAUAACUCAAGCCUUAUUUAAAAGUGAUAUAAAUAGUACAUCUCUCCUUGGUGCACUUUGAGCUAAAAAAUCACUAUUCCAGAACUUAUGAUGUCUCUCUCAAAGAUGUAUCUGAUUUUGAAUGUUACAUUUUUCUAAUGUAACUGUAUCUAUGGGACCUCUUCUCUAAAGAGAUGCUCAGACUUGGGAAGGUGGGAGCGCAGUAAGUAGUAAACAUUGUCACCAGCACAAGAGGAGCUAGUAUUUGCAUUAGCUAUUUACAAAGCAUUAUUUGAAGGAAUAAAAUAUUGGUUUCAGAAAUUUGUGUUGUUUUUGGUUUAGUUUAACAAUUUCAGCUUUUCAGCAAGAGCCACUACUGUCAAACUUAUACUGUAUUUGAGCUUUGAAGAGGCAGGUACAGUGUCUGACCACUGUAGUCACUUUAUUUUGUACCAUCUUUGUACAUUCCUGUUGUAUAGCUGGAGCUGUAGUUCUAGAGGGUCAUUGUUCUUUGUAAUGUCUGAAUAGUAUUUAAUACCAAACUUUAUUGUUGUUAGCUGUAACUGCUGCUUAUUUGGUUACUUGUGCAUUCUUAUGAUAAUUCACAGCCCAGUUCAGUGACUCAAUUGUAUACCAGAAGCAGAGUGAAUAACUUUAAAUGUUUAUGUAACUAUACUAAAUGAAUUCAAUAUGAAGGUCUUGUACUGUAAAAAAGUGACAUCUUUGCCAUUUUAGUAAUUUGAUAAUGUAUUCAGUUACCAGAUUAUGAACUUCAGGUUGCACUAAAUUUGUCCUUGUUUUUCACUGUGGCUUCAAAGAAAAUAAACACAUCUUGUGUGCUUUCAA